ACAAACUGACAGGUUUUCAUCUUAAAGCCUGGUUAAUACUUUUAAAAGCUAUUUCUACCGACAGGUUAACUAUAAUAUCACAUUCCCGAUGUCUGACACACAUUCUGAUACCCUGUCUGAAGAGGGAUUGGAUGAUUUUAAAGAAGACGAAGAUCUUGAUGAGAUUCAGUUGUGUCCCUUGAGCAAAGACAUGAUCACUGAGGGGCUUUCAUUACUCUCCCGGACAGAGAAGUAUCUAGAAUAUGCUUUUGUCAAACUGGAUCUUAAAGAAAAAGCGCUGACUGACAUAGCUGCAAUCAGUAGUUAUAUUCAUAUACGUUAUCUGGACUUAUCAAACAACUACAUCGCUGAUCUUUCUCCUUUGGCAACUCUGAGCUAUUUGCUUUGGCUGAAGGUUGACAGGAAUGCUCUGGUAUCAUUUCAAGGGCAACCUUUUGCUGAGCUUACCUUUCUACAAUGGCUGAGUGUGUCAGUAAACCGGCUAACAGACAUAGAUGGUCUGGUUGGACCAGCACUAGAGACCCUCAUACUUCAAGGUAAUAGAAUUAAGACAAUAAAUGGUUUGCAAAGUGGUGUCUUUGCCAAUUUGGUUACUCUUGAGCUAAGAGGAAACUACCUAGAUACCACUGAUGGCAUUGAUCUUCCAAACCUGCAAAAGUUAUAUCUGGCUCAAAAUCUUAUCAAACGCCUUGAGGGUCUUGAGAAGUUGGAAUGCCUCACAACUCUACAUCUGCGAGACAAUCAUCUGGAAACUCUGGAUGGGCUCAGUCCCAACAUGAGGAGUCUUCAGUACCUGAAUGUCAGAGGAAAUGUAAUCGCUGAUGAAAAAGCCUUAGAAGGCCUUGGCCUUGUGGCAAAAACACUCAGAGUUUUGGUCCUUUCUGAAAACCCAUUGGAGGAAACAGACUAUCGAAUGGGAGUACUGAUGCUGCUGCCUCAGCUGGACAGGAUUAACAAAGUCACAGUAAGCCUUGAAGAGAGAACCGAAGCUCGGAGGGCGAUGAGGGAACUUAAAGAAGAGGAAAUACCUGCACCAUAAGAUUUCAAAAGAUGGCUAGUAUGGGGAAGUGUACUUUUUUAAGAAGGAAGCUGCAACACUGAUUGCACAUUUAUUUGAAAAGCAUAUGUCUUGUGUGAUAAUUGCUCUGCAGAAUUUGUUAACAUUUAAGCAAUUAAAAACAAUUCAGUUAAAUUAAUUUUAUUGCAAUGAAUGGUAAUUUGAUACAAGACAGCUGGCCAUAAGGGAAUAAAAUGGGCUGGAAACGGGAUCUUGUAUGUGAACAGUACAUUGUUCUAGUUGCACUCUUCUUUCCCUGAGUAAGGAUGAUGGGGCAGAAUCUGACUUUACUUCCUUGUAGGCAGUCUCUCAGCUUCAGAUUUAAAGGAGCAGUUACAUUAUAACUGUGUGUAGACAAUGCAUGCAUUAUAAACACGGGCUAAUAUGUAUGAUUAAACAUUUCUAGGUAAUACCUAAGAUAUCUCAUAUGACACAACAUCCUAGUUAAACUACUCCAAUUAAUACCCUUUCUCUUUCUUAUUAUUUGCUGUAUUUUACUGUAUUUAUAUUACAUGGGAAAAGACAAAUAACAGAAGUGUAAACACAACUUGCUUUUUUACAGGGUUGUCUGUUAAGGAUUCAUUUUUUGUGUUACUGU
Molecule: messenger RNA, 1655 nt
Organism: Cyprinodon variegatus (sheepshead minnow)
Lineage: Eukaryota; Metazoa; Chordata; Actinopteri; Cyprinodontiformes; Cyprinodontidae
Gene: lrrc23
Product: leucine rich repeat containing 23
Exons: 8
Coding region: 89-1039 (316 amino acids)
Molecular function (GO): protein binding
Source: RefSeq, a predicted model, not a curated record